Molecule: messenger RNA, 911 nt
Organism: Rubroshorea leprosula
Lineage: Eukaryota; Viridiplantae; Streptophyta; Magnoliopsida; Malvales; Dipterocarpaceae
Source: the annotation of a GenBank genome assembly
CAAACCCUAAAAUUUGAAGCUUAGCAUCUCUAUCAAGAUCUGGAUGCCUUAAUCAAGAUCAAGAACAAGGUCGACCUGACUCUUACUUUUCGUCGAUCUUGCCGGGAAGGAAUUUGCCGCUCCUGUGCGAUGAACAUUGAUGGCUGCAAUGGCCUUGCGUGUCUCACCAAGAUACUGUCCAGGCCAGAGUCGACGAUUACACUGGUACCCCACAUGUUUGUAAUUAAGGAUCUUGUGGUGGACAUGACCAACUUCUGCAACCAGUAUAAGAACACUGAGCCGUGGCUCAAGAGAAAGAAUCCGCCACCGGUCGCUGGGAAGGAGAUUCUUCAGAGCAAGAAAGAUAUAGCGAAGUUGGAUGGGAUGUAUGAGUGCAUCCACAACUUUCCUUGCUCAUCCUUCUUCUUUCUUCUUUCUUCUUUUUAUUCUUUCUCUCGCUCUUCUCCCUUCUUCUUCCUCUUCAGAUCUGGGUUUUUCUCAAAACCUAGAUCUUCCUGCCAUUUCCUAUAAUUCUUGAUUCCUUCAUCACUUUAGGAAGGGCGUUGUUUGUUGAUGGUCAUUUAAGUUCGUUCAUUUACAGUAACAGGAAACAGAUUCCAAUUCUUUCCACAGGUACCAGAUUUGUUGUUUGCUCUUUGUUUUUAGUUUUUUUUCUCUUUCUUUUUUUUUGUUGGUUACCCUGUUUGGUUGCUAAGAAACAACAAGAGACGACAACAAUGGAUUGGUGAUGCAGCAUCUUGUUUUCUUUUGAUUUUGAUUGUGAGCAUUUUUAUUUUCUCGAAAACCAAACAUAGGAAUCUGCAACAAUAUCACUAAUUACUGUAUGAUCCAGUAGUUAAUUGUUACUCUUUUGAAAAACAUUUAUCAAAUUGAGGGCAUUAUGUUUGUAAUAUUAAAAUCCAUUUUUCAUU